Molecule: messenger RNA, 895 nt
Organism: Durusdinium trenchii
Lineage: Eukaryota; Dinophyceae; Suessiales; Symbiodiniaceae
Source: the annotation of a GenBank genome assembly
AUAUUCCACGUGAGUUCGGUUCACACGCCGCUUCUCUCCGCCAUGCUGCGCCGCGCGGCGCUGGUGCUCGCACCCUGUGCGAUAGGCGUCGUGGUGCUGUGCACCGACCGCCGGGUGCUGCUCCUGCGCCUGACCGAGGCCGCGCAACAGGCGGAAGAGUUGGGUCCUGCUGGUUUGGUCGGCUAUGUGCUGUGCUUCGUGGUGGCCACCCUGAUGAUGAUUCCCACAGGGCCCUUAGAGAUGGCGGCGGGGCUGCUCUUCACCGGCCGCUAUGGUUUAUCCGGGGCCAUCGCCCUGGCUGCGGCGGCGAAACAGAUCUCAGGCAGUGUGGGCUAUUUGCUGGGCCGCACCCUCUUCCGAGAGUCAGUGCAGGAGGCGGUGAUCGCACGUUUUCCCAUUUUCAAGGCGGUCAUGCAGGCGGUGAAGACCGAACCCUUCACCGUGACCUGUAUGGUCCGCUUUGCGCCGAUCCCCACCACCGCCAAGAGCAUGGGCUUGGCUGCCUCCGGGGUGCCCUUUGGCCCCUUCUUCUUGGCCUCGUUUUUGUUCGGCGCCCCAUGGAGCGCCAUGAGUGCCGUGGUCGGCUCCACACUGGCCUCCCUGCCUGAGAUCUUGGAAGGGCGCGGGGAGGAGAAGAUGCGUGAGUUGAUGGCAUCGUGGAAGGCUCAGCCCUUGCUGCUGACCUUUGGUGUGCUCCUGGGUGUGGCAGCCAUUGGGCUUUUGCCCCCGCAAUGGAAGCGCAUGUCUUGGAGAUGUUUGCAGUACCUAAGAGAUUCUGAAGACACAAAAGCUCAUGGAGACCUACCGUGAGUUCAUGAAGAAAGCUGCAUAGAAGCGCUGCGUAUACCACCUAGAGUGGCGCCAAGUUGGAGGAAUUGGCUAAGAGAGAGCUGGA